This is a messenger RNA of Coffea arabica (coffee), 1372 nucleotides long. NCBI's taxonomy places the organism in Eukaryota, Viridiplantae, Streptophyta, Magnoliopsida, Gentianales, Rubiaceae. The record is from RefSeq and is a predicted model, not a curated record.
GCAGAUUUUAAUUCACCGCACCAAACCAAACCAGUUGCAUCAUCCAUCCAUUCCACACUCCACCAACCAACCUGCCUCCGUCGGCUACAAAGACAUAGAAAAUAGCUGAUACCCAACAACAAAACCCCCCAUUCUACCUGCCCCUAAAUAAAUAAAUAAAUCUAUUCUAACUGCAGAAUCCUUCUCCGGGGGAGGGGAAGAAACCAGGAGGGUCUUAUCAGAUUAUCUUCCUCAUCUUUAGUCUUCACUUCACCUCCUUUUAAGAGUUUAUUAGACCUCAGACCCUCCUUUUUGUUUUUCCCUCCUCCUUUUUUCUCACCCAUAGAUUAUAGAUAGAAGAAGAAAUCCUAGAAAAUGGAUAACUCUAGCCAAAAGAACCAAAUCCCAGAAAACCCAGAUUGCCAAACCACCCCCGGAGAAGACCAACAACACCUGGCCAUUGCCCCGUCCUCAAUCCCACCUCCUCAUUUACCCAUAGCCACCUUCUCCCUCUCUCUCUCCGCCAUCCUCCCCUCCCAUUUUCUCACCCCACCUCCUCCAAUGCGCAUUUGGCAAAUUUUCUUCUCGGAUUUUGUGCAAUCCAUGAAGUUACCAUUACUGUCUUCAUCCCACAAACACAAGUAGGCAAAUGAGGCAUCGAUGUAGGCGGCAUGGAUCUUGCUGGCACGGCUCUUGGUGGCGUUGAGUUUGGUCCUACUUCCUCUAAUCCAAGCUGGGCUUCUUCCAUUUCCUUCUCUCUUGUAAUUUCUCAGAAAUGGAUAUUCUGCCACAAAUGAAAAGCAGAAGCAAGAGCAAGAGGAAGAGAUCUGCAGAUUCACUACUUAAAGUUGUCUACAUUUCUAGCCCCAUGAAGGUAAAGACUAGUGCAUCAAGGUUCAGAACUCUUGUUCAAGAACUCACUGGCCGAGAAUCUGAUAUCUCGCGGUUCAUGGAUAAUAAUGCUAGAGAAGCUCAAGAAUUUGAGAUUCUUCCUGAUACUUAUAGGGUAUCAAACUCAAUGACCAAUGCUAACAAACGUAAUCAGCAUCAUCUGUCAUUGUUUCCAUCAUUUCCUGGGGAGGAUCCUCACCGGGAUUCGCCUACAUGCUCGGACUCUUUGUUAGAGCAGGCACCUUCUUUUGGAGAUGUGUUAUUGAAAGAGAAAUACUAUCAGGAAUUGCUAACAUCGGAUUUGUUUUCUAACAACUCUGAAUUCGAUGUCCUUGGAAGCUAUGAUGAACUAUAAAUUAGUGCUCUUUUUAUUCUUUUUUUGUCUUUUCUCUUUCCCGUCUGAUCUUGUACACUACCUUUGUUAGUUUGGGGCUUAACUGUAUCAGUUUAGAUGUAUUCAUUGAUUAAUUACGACAAUACAGAAUUUAAUAGCUUUGGAUAA